AUGCCCAUCUAUACCCCUACAGCAAGCUCAGAUUCCGACGACGACUCGCCCAAGAUGGAGCUUGUAUAUUUCAGUAAUGAGUUUCCAAGCGAGGACCUACAGAAUCUCUUCCGUCAGCUACACAGUCAUAGUAAGGACAAGAAUCAUCCGGUCUUAGCUUGCUUUUUAAACGAGGCUACAUGGGCCGUCAAAGAUGAAGUCCGGCGACUUCCAACUGAACUAAAGCAGCUUAUCUCACCGUUUGAAACCAUUCUAAGCUGGGCAGAAGAUACUGAGCUCCGAGAAGGACUUAUCUGUGGUGCCGUAGACGGGGUUCUCCUUACUGUCGUUCAACUGGCGACAUAUAUUGGAUACGCUGAAAGUUACCCAGAAGAGCUGUGCGACCUGUCGAAUACGUACCUUGCAGGUUUGGGUAUCGGGCUUCUGGCAUCGACUGCCGUUUCACUUUCGUCUACACUGGCUACUUUGCCACUGGCUGGCGCAGAUGCAGUUCGUCUGGCCUUUCGCUUGGGAAUCCAUGUUCAAGGUGUUUCAGAGAAUCUUGAAGCCCGAGAUCUUUCAGAAAAGCCUGAUACAUGGGCAUACGUCGUUCACAAUGUGGACUCAGAGGCUGCCCAAAAAGAGUUGAAUGUCAUGCACUCACGGUUCGAGACACCAGAGACUGCCAAGCUCUUUGUCAGUGCAGUUAGUCGCACUUCAGUCACGGUGAGCGGGCCUCCAACUCGACUAAAAGCUCUCUUCAACAAGUCGGAAUUUUUCCGUGGAUCUAGAUUCAUUGCAUUGCCAGUCUAUGGCGGACUCUGUCAUGCACCGCAUAUUUUCGGACAUCAAGAUAUUUGGAGUAUCGUCCAUGGAAGCUCGUUAAACAGUAUCAGCAGAAAGGCCUGGCCAGUGGUACCAGUGUACUCGACUAGUACAGGCUUACCAUACCCAGCAAAAACCGCGGGAGAGCUAUUCGAAUCUGUUGUUGCGGAACUCCUUACCCACUCAAUCUAUUGGGACCGUGUCAUUCUUGGGCUGGUUGACAGGGUCAAAUGCAUUGGGGCCUCCGAAGCAGUUCUACACUGCUUUGGCAAUUCCAUACCAUUGAACGAUCUGAAUACUGCCUUGAAGGAUGGUCUGCCGAAAACAAAAGUUCUAAUCAAUAACCUUAUUCCGUGGAUGUCCGAAAUUUCGCCAACAGGCACUACCACUCGCAGCCCAGCACAGUCCAAGCUGGCUAUCAUCGGCAUGUCCUGCAGAAUCCCAGGUGGAGCAACCAAUACAGAGAAGUUCUGGGAGCUUUUAGAGAAAGGCCUGGAUGUGUCGAGACGGAUCCCACCUGAUCGGUUCGACAUUGAUACACACUUUGAUCCUACUGGCAAAGAGCUUAACAAAAGCAUGACGCAGUAUGGCUGCUUUAUCGAUGAGCCCGGUUUAUUUGAUGCCCCUUUCUUUAAUAUGUCUCCGCGAGAAGCCCAAGUUGUCGAUCCGCAAAUGCGUCUAGCGUUGGUUACCGCGUAUGAAGCGUUGGAGCGUGCGGGAUACGUUGGUAAUCGCACUGCUUCCACGCAGUUGCAACGAAUUGGAACGUUUUAUGGCCAGGCUGCUGAUGACUAUCGCGAGGUCAAUCAAGGACAGGAGGUAAGUACGUACUAUAUCCCUGGUGGAUGUCGUGCAUUUGGUCCAGGCCGUAUCAAUUACUUUUUCAAAUUUUCCGGUCCAAGUUACAGCAUCGAUACGGCAUGUUCCUCGGGUCUCGCCGCUAUCGAGGUAGCAUGCCAGGCUCUAUGGAAUGGCCAAGUUGAUACCGCAGUGACUGGCGGUGUCAACGUACUGACUAACCCUGAUGGCUUCACAGGAUUGUGCAACGGUCACUUCCUUACCAAAGGACACAAUGCAUGCAAGACCUGGGAUGCUACCGCUGAUGGAUACUGUCGAGCUGACGGUAUCGGUUCUGUGGUGAUUAAGAGGCUCGAAGACGCCGAAGCAGACAACGACAACAUUCUAGGUGUUAUUCUCGGCGCUGGAACCAAUCAUUCUGCUGAAGCAGUCUCAAUAACUCACCCACACGCGGGUCAUCAAGCAUAUCUCUCCCGCCAGGUGCUCCGCCAAUCUGGAGUAGACCCAUUAGACGUAUCGUAUAUCGAGCUCCACGGAACUGGCACACAGGCUGGGGACUAUGAGGAGAUGAAGGGAGUCAUGGAAGUAUAUGCGCCUCUCACCAAACGCCGUGGUAAAGAUCAGCCGCUACACAUUGGCUCAGUGAAAGCAAAUGUCGGCCACGGUGAAUCCGUCGCCGGAGUUACCUCGUUGAUCAAGGUGCUUCUUAUGCUCCAAAAGAACGCCAUCCCACCGCACAUAGGCAUCAAAACAGAAAUAAACCCUAAAUUUCCCCGAGACUUUGACCAGCGCAACUUGAAAAUCCCAUUUGAAAUGACCUCUUGGCCGCAGGUACCAGGGAAAAAGCGAAUUUUGGCUGUCAAUAACUUCGGUGCUGCGGGUGGAAACACGACAAUGAUCCUUGAAGAAGCACCAACUCGUGAUAUCGAAGAAAAGGAUCUUCGUCGGACUCACAUAAUUGCCGUAUCAGCCAAGACUAAGGGGUCCCUGGUGGGCAAUAUCGAGCGGCUAAUUGCGCAUCUCAAUGCGCAUCCAGAUAUCAACAUCGCUGAUCUUGGGUACACGACAACUGCACGCCGCCAUCAUCACAGCCACCGGAUUGCAGUUUCUACUACAGAUGUUAAUCAUCUAAAAAAGCAUCUGGCCGCUAGCUUGGAAAAGACUGAUUCCGUCAAGCCGGUAGGAAAAUCUGGACCGCCACCAGUUGCUUUCACAUUCACUGGCCAGGGAGCUUCGUACAAAUCCAUGAACCUAGACUUGUACAGAGACGUCCCCACGUUCCGAGAGACCAUUCAGCAUCUUGACUCUCUUGCCCAGGGGCAGGGAUUCCCGUCUUUCAUCCCCGCGAUUGAUGGAUCACAUCCUAAAGAUUACGUACACUCUGCGGUAGUUACUCAACUUGCACUAGUCUGCACAGAGAUUGCCUUAGCCAAGUACUGGGCCACUCUUGGAGUCAAGCCGGAUGUUGUUAUGGGCCAUAGUCUCGGCGAAUAUGCGGCAAUGCAUGUCGCCGGUGUCGUGACAGCCAACGACACCAUCUUCAUGGUCGGACGCCGUGCCCAGAUGCUGGAAGAACAAUGCAAGAUUGGCAGCCAUAGCAUGAUGGCAGUGAGAGCGUCCCUGGCCCAGAUUGCUGAGGUCUCUGCUGGCAAGCCACAUACAAUUGCUUGUGUGAAUGGUCCCUCCGAUACAGUGCUCAGUGGGGCCAAAGACCAGAUGGACGAAAUUGCAGCCAUCUUAGAGGCUGCCGGAUAUCGAUGCAUCAAACUCGAUGUUGCAUUUGCCUUUCACUCCGAACAAACAGACCCUAUAUUGGACGACUUUGAAGCCAUUUCGAAGUCCGGCGUAAUAUUCCAGGAACCAAAACUUCCUGUCAUCUCGCCGCUGCUCGGAAGAGUGGUCUUUGAUGGCAAAACGCUAAAUGCCAACUACGUACGUCGAGCCACUAGGGAAGCGGUGAACUUCCUAGCAGCACUGGAGAACGCACAGAACGUCUCUACCGUGAGUAACGAGACUGUCUGGAUUGAGAUCGGGCCCCACCCCGUAUGCACAGGGUUCGUGCGAUCGACCAUCCCAUCAACCCAACUUACUAUACCUUCGCUGCGCCGUGGUGAAAAUAAUUGGAAGACUAUGUCGGAAAGUAUGGCUGCGCUCCAUCUUGCCGGGAUGGAUGUUAGUUGGAAUGAGCUCCAUCGACCGUUUGAAGGAAGACUCCGUCUCCUUGACUUGCCUACGUACGCCUGGAAUGAUAAGACAUACUGGCUGCAGUAUAACGGAGAUUGGUGUUUGACGAAGGGUAACACAUUCUACGACUCUGAGAAAGAAGUCACCAAGGCAAAGCUCAUAUCAAGUGCCCAAGUGACAAGCGAGGUUCAAACAUCUACAGUGCAGCAGAUUAUCGAACAAGACUUCAACGGUUCUGCAGGUACUGUCGUUAUGCAGUCAGAUGUUAUGCAGCCAGACUUUCUUGCAGCCGCGAACGGCCAUCGUAUGAACAAUUGUGGUGUGGCUACAUCGUCGAUUCAUGCCGACAUUGCAUACACUCUUGGUGGACAUCUACACCACAAAUUACGUCCAAAAACGAAGGAAGUGCACAUGAAUAUUAUAAAUUUACACGUCACCAAAGGACUUGUAGCUCAGAGCAACACAAAGAAACCUCAAUUGAUUCGUGUGACCGCUACUACCGCUAAUAUCGACUUAGGAAUUGUUGACUUAACGUGGCAAAACGUCGACAAUGCCGGCAACGCUAGGGAAUCUUUCGCAACAGCUCAGAUAAUAUUUGGUAAUGCGUCCGAAUGGCUGUCUUCAUGGGUUCCCAUGGCACACUUCGUGCAGGGCCGGAUCGAAACGCUUGAGCACAUGGCGGCAACAGGUCAAGCAAGCCGGCUGUCACACAGCAUGGCAUACAAACUUUUUGCUAGCAACUUGGUUGACUACGCUGAUAAGUACCGGGGUAUGCAAUCAGUGGUAAUGUAUGGACUAGAAGCGUUUGCGGACGUAGAACUCACCACCAAGGAUGGUGGAGUAUGGACUGUACCGCCAUACUUUAUCGACAGUGUGGCACACUUGGCUGGAUUUACCAUGAACUGUUCCGACACAAUGGACACGAAGAAUAACUACUGCGUGACGCCUGGGUGGAACUCGAUGCGGUUUGCGAAACCACUGCUUCCAGGGGCCAAGUAUCGAUCAUAUGUCAAGAUGAUACCAACUGUCGAGGACCCUACUGUCUACUUUGGCGACGUGUAUAUCAUGCAGGACAAUGUGAUCGUCGGUAUGGUCGGAGGAAUUCAGUUCCGUCGCUAUCCACGUAUUCUGCUUGCUCGGUUCUUCUCCCCUCCUGACAAGAUGCCGGUGAUGGAGGCCAAGGCGCCUGUUGCAAAAUCUUCAGUGUCAACACCACAACCCGUGACAGAAGCAAAGCAUCCUAGUGCGGCUGAUAAGAGCGAAUCUCUUCCGUCAUCAGUAGAGACUAUACCAGCAGAAUCCAAACCGGUAGCAAAGGCGAACGUUGAAUCAGCGGUGUCUUCCAACAGCAUCACCACCAAAGCCCUCGCACUUAUUGCCAAAGAGGCGGCUCUUGAAAUCUCCAAGUUGGAAGAUGACGCGAGUUUCUCUCACCUGGGUAUCGACAGUCUGAUGUCACUAGUCAUCUCGGAAAAGUUCAGGACGGAAUUGGAUGUCAAAGUCAGCGGGAGUAUGUUCUUGGACUAUCCCACGAUUGGCGAUUUGCGUAAAUGGCUGGAAGAAUAUUACAGUUAAGCGAUAUGAACUAGAUAUCAUGAUUGUGAUCUCGCCUGG
Talaromyces stipitatus ATCC 10500 is the source of this 5400-nucleotide messenger RNA. RefSeq names its product polyketide synthase, putative. The transcript has 4 exons. Gene Ontology annotation, biological process: fatty acid biosynthetic process. Bases 1 to 5361 code for a protein of 1786 amino acids. Gene Ontology annotation, molecular function: fatty acid synthase activity; 3-oxoacyl-[acyl-carrier-protein] synthase activity; phosphopantetheine binding. The record is from RefSeq and is a predicted model, not a curated record. NCBI's taxonomy places the organism in Eukaryota, Fungi, Ascomycota, Eurotiomycetes, Eurotiales, Trichocomaceae.